GAGGAGUUUCCGCUUCGACCCGUGACCGCGUCAGCGGAAAUGAGGAACUAGGAAGUCGAGGACAGGACUGAUGUGGAAUACCACACUUACAUUUGUUUAAGAUGAAAUAGUGUCGAUUAAAGCAAUUUAUUAAUUUCCAUCUACCACAGAUGUAGAUACUUGAUGCCGGUUCGUUUAAGCAGUCCUCACACAUGCAGUGGCGUCGCGAGCUGUGCUCGAAGAAAGAUGCUUCAGAGGUGACCUGAGUUGGAGCGGGGUCAAUGCGUGGAGUGUUUUGUAGACGCGUAUGUUAAAAGACAGAACGUUUGUAAUUAUAAAUUAUGUUCUUCCCACGCUGUUAAACAUAACUUUUAACCUUCAUCACCUCGUGGUCACUCAUUUACUGUGAUUAGAAGCUAAACAAAAUGCCAAGGCCAAAUUGAAGUAGCUAUUACGCUUUAUCAUUUCACACACCAAAAACCAUAGUUUUACACUUGAAGUAAUCAUGUCAUUGGGCGAACAGUCGCAGAAGUGGUUUCCAACUCAUGUCCAAGCCACUGUUCUCCAAGCCACAGACCUGCAACCAAAGGGCAAGAAUGGCACCAAUGAUGCCUACACCAUCAUCCAGCUGGGCAAAGAGAAGUACUCCACAUCAGUGGCAGAGAAGACCCUCAGCCCGGUGUGGAAGGAAGAGGCUUCGUUUGAACUGCCAGGGCUGCUGAUGGAGAGCAAUCCAGAGGUUUAUGAGCUGUGCCUCACAGUGAUGCACAGGUCCCUGGUUGGAUUGGAUAAAUUUCUGGGCCAAAAACUCAUCAACUUAAAUGAGAUAUUUGACAACAAGGAACGACGGAAAACUGACUGGUACAAUCUAGACUCACGGCCAGGUAAGAAGAGGAAAGACAGAGGCAAGAUUCAAGUUAGCAUCCAGUUCAUGCGGAACAACAUGACCGCCAGCAUGUUCGAUUUGUCGAUGCGAGACAAACCCAGAUCGCCGUUCUCCAAGCUCAAAGAAAAGAUGAAGGGUCGCAAGCACGACGGUGCCUUUUCAGACACAUCUUCUGCCAUCCUUCCGCGCUCAGGACGGAGCGAGAGUGAUUCUCUGCCAGACCAGCACCCACACCCUCAGGCUGCACCUGAACCUAAGCCAAAACGCUCGCUGCUCACUGGGACGCAGAAACUUUCUGCUGCUCACUCCAUGUCUGAUCUGAUAGGAACUCACUUCAGGCCUAAACUCGACUCUAUGAACUCAAUUGAGGAGAAAGGGGGCACUGCAUCUCACCGACACUCUCAGAGCGAUGGAUAUGGUGUCCCAAACAGCGACGUGCCAUGUGACCCCUUUUCCGACAUCGGAGACAACAUGCCCCAGAAGUUCGCCACUCUCCCUCGAAACCACAAUCCCUUCGAGGGAGAUCAGGGGAUGAUGUGGGGGGCAGAGAAGAGAGAGAAAAAGGAGAAGCUCGGUCUUCUGGGCAGAGUGACUGGGAAGAAGGAAGGAAAGAAAGCAGCCGCUGGAGCACGGACCGGAAGCUCUGGAGACCUGCGAUCUCCAAACCCCUUUACCAAUGAAACCAACCCUUUCAUAUCACACUACAGAUCCAGUGACAACAUGAGAAAACCCACUAGUAAUGAGGACCUUACUCAGAGAUUCAGAAACUCUCCUGAGAAGAAGCAUGGCAUGAAAAAUGCAAGAGAACAGGAGCCUGAACAUCUGCGUGCGAAUAUGGCGACCUACAGCAAUCUCUCCUUUGAGGAAGUUGUGCAAGAGCUCAUCAAGCAGAAAGAGGUGGUAAGAAAGAAAGAUGCUCAUAUUCGGGAGCUGGAGGACUACAUUGAUAACCUGCUGGUCAGGGUUAUGGAAGAGACGCCCAGCAUCCUGAGAACACCCUAUGAGCCCAAGAGAAAAGCUGGGAAGAUCUCGAAGAAGUAAAAGAUCUCAGAAGCGCUGGCAAAAUAUGUAUUUCUUAUAAAAGGACAAUGCAUUGUUGAGAACUUGUGACAGAACGCAAGUUUAUUCUUUCACACACGGACACAUAAAUGUCAUUCAGUUACUCUAGGGUUGCAAGAACAACCGAAUGUUGUGAAAAAAGACGGGCACUAAAUGUGGAGAUGCCAAAUGGCCUUUUUCGUAUUGCGUAAAUUGUCCAUAACUUUAUUUAGAUUUUUUUUAAGGUUCCUGUGAGCUGUUCACUAAUACUUGUGAAUGGAACCGUUUUUAAAAAUAUUCAUAAGCAGCCAUUUUUAGUUUAGAGCGGCGUUUUGGUGCGAGGAGACCAAUGUUGUGUCUAUACCGAAAAUAACUGUGUUUAAGUUGACUUUUUCGUUGAAUUCAGUCAGUAUAACAUAAUUCCGCACUUAAUACUCUUAGUAGUACUGUGUUUUUGUAGUUAUCACUGGGAUGGACUGUCCAUAUGAGGCCUUUUGCUGUGAUUGAAUUCGUUGAAUUUGCUGUGACUGAAUUCACACUGCAAAAGCUGUACCAGAUCAAUUGAUGUACAUGUUUGUCCUACAAGGAAACACUUAGAUUGAUGGUACCAUGUGACAUGGAAGUGAAUGUUUACUGGAUGUUUUAGCACCAAGGCGGAUUGGUUUACUGAAAGACCAGGUUGGGUUUGACAGGGUAACUCUCCUAUCGCUCUUGAUGGUGUUUACACUGUAGACACUGAGUGAUCAGACUCUUGAUACUGGCAUGUGUUUAGUGCCAUAAUGAUACGUUAGUUGCAGAAUGUUGGUAAUGAGACCUUUUGGUACUUUUUCAGAGCAUACGUCUAUGAAAUAAUAGACUGGUACACUACUAAUUAUUUAUUUUGAGCUUGAGUGUAAUGAGCAAAAUGUGUAUGUGAAUAACACUGUUCACUUUACAAGCAACUUUACUAACACAAGUCCAAGAAACAAACUGCCUCUGUGAUGUGUAGUGACAACGGCAGUGUAGAAAUGAGCAUCCGGUCUCCAAAGACUUUAUUCUGAAUGUCAUUCUGUUGAACUGGAAUGUACUGAUGCUCCAUUUCUUCAGUAUACUGCAGGACUGUCAAAAACACGUGGACUGCCUACAGUUGACUACACCAAAGUGUUGACGGUUUUUGAUUAAACUUAAGCUAAGUCGGUCGGUCAGUCAAGCACAGAAGUGUUAACUUCUUUUAGCAACUAUUGGAACUUAAUUUCUAACUUCUAACCGAGCAAGUUUAGCCCAUUUAAAAUUGAAACCACAGCAAAUAACUGAUUAAAGUGGGAAGUCUGAACAAGUAUUUAGUUCAAAAUCCCUCUUUAUACAAACUUUUAAGUCGGUUUGAUUUUAUUACAAUCAUGAACAAUGUUGACACGGUUUACAGAUUUACAGACUCUGACAUUGUACUACAUUUCCAAUUCCUUUUCUUAUCUUCUCAUGUGGUGAGAAAAUGACUUUGGCUGUAGGUCUUGGUAAUUGAGCAUCUUUUUCGCACCUUAGGCUGGUAAGCUGGCCUGGAGCAUCUGUGUAGUGAAAUACUGUACAACAGUGGUGCAUGCGUGCAUCAGAUACUAAAUAAUGUACAUUUGAGAAAACUAGAAAGAUGAAUUUAACUGUAAAAUAAUCGGUUCUAAUGUGUUAGCCCUUCAUGUGAAGACCGAAAACUGAUACCGGGCAAUUCUUUUGACCAUAAUACCCUUUUUUAUGUUUAUUUGAUGGAAACACAAUAGUGUAUACUCUCUCCAUAUAGCUCUGCAGAAAGCUUCCCAGUUGUAGUUUUUCUUAUUAACACGGCAAAACACUGUGCUGGAAAGGACACAUCAUCUACUAUAUUGGGUCAGAAUGAGCAAGCGUUGUAUCCAAGUUAUAAAUUAUUGUUUUAUUUACUUACACUUUAAUAUGUAUUUGGAGAGGUUUACAUGUGUGUAAUUGACGAUUCAUGUUAAAAUCAUUCAGUGCCACUUGCAGUGUUACACAGUGCUGCUAUUAAAACCCUGUUUUUUUUCUAGGUUUUAUGCAAGAAGUUGGUCUUUAGUUAAUUUUUUUUUCUGUACAUGCUAAAUUUUUAACCUUUUUAAUAUGCAUAACCCGUUUAUUUACAAAUUUCACACAAUAUGUUAUAAUACGCUGGGCUUAAUUAAAUUUUUAUUAAUGAUCUCUCAGCAUUAUAUUUGUCACCAGCCAAAAAAAUGUUCCAUUGAAUGUGAUUCAGUUCAGGAAAGUAAUUAGCUGAAGAGUAAAGUUUGUUAUAAUAGAGUUAACUCACCAUCUCAGCUUAUCCUUUUUUUUUUUUUUUUUUUUUUAUUGAUCUGGACUUCUAUGCAUUAUGCGUUAAUUUUUUUCUCGAGCUUUCGAUCAAAUAAGGUACAAAACUAUUUUUGAUUUGCUGUAGAUCUUAUUGUUGGGCAGUUAAGGUGUUUUGCUUCCCAUGAACAGUAUGCAUUGCUGUAUUUUUCACAUAUUCAGCCGAGCACUUUCCUUCUCCUCUCCGUUUUGUCUCAUUGAACUGGAACUGCUAUGCAUCUCUCUCCAGAGCAAAUCUGUGUGGUACUCUGAAUGUAUUUUGACCAAUCAGCAAUGUCUGUAAUCACACAAACAGUGUUGAUCACCCUGUGUAGAUAUUAUCUAGCACUUCUUUUAUCACUUUUUACAGUAUAUACAGCUGUAAUGACAAUUAUACAUUGUUUGCCUUCACUCAUAUUUACAGAAUAAUGGUCGACACAUUGUACGUGGUUUCACUGUGGUUGAUUAUCAAGAAGACAUAUUUGUUUUUUUUUUUUUAGAAUAAGUACUUUUUCUGAUAAAUUCAUGGAUUUAAUUGUCCAAAUGUUAAGACUACCUUUUUGUUAUUACAAAAUGAGUUUUUUUUUUCUUUCUUCUGAUUCUCUCAUGGCUGUUGAUCUUUGGUUUUAAACUUUUCAUUGUUGUUUAUUUAGCCGUUUAUAGUUACUUAAAGCUUAAUGUUUUUAGGUUAUCAUGUUUUUGUAUGCUGCUAUUUUUCUGUAUUAUCCUAACAGAUAGUUUAGGUGAAUUUAGCUUUGUUGAGACAAAAAAAAAGAUUAUAUUUGUGAUUUUAGCAAAGGAUAGUAGCAAGACAAACAUGAAAUUAAAACAUAUGAAAGCCACAGUAUCUUCAAAUAGAAAAUAAUAUUUGAAUAUCAAUUUUUUUUUCCACUUGGUGUCUUGUAUACAUUAAUCUCUGGUGCUGCAAUCAUAUCUAAUAAGUUACCAGUUUUUCAGUAUUCUGCAUCAUAUAUGUUUCAAUUGAUGUAAACUACUUUCUACUCAGACACUCCUUCCUUUAAAAUACUUAUUUUCCUUCAAAAACUUGAAUUUACAAUAGUGUGUAAUUAACACUACUUAGAAUAUAGAAUUUGACCCUAGGAAUUUGCUUCUGAUCAUAAGCAAGUUCGAGACACUUUCCUGUUGGGUGGUUAAACAUUUGCAUAGUGUAGUUAUUGAUGAUUCAUCCAGAAGUAACAUGUCUGUCUUUGCAUUCUUGGCAUGCGGCAUGAAUGAGUGUAGAAGAGAGAGCUGAGUGUAUUGUCUAUGUGUACCUACCGUACAAAAGGGGAAAAAUGACGGUACAGCCCAUUUCAAUAAAUCUCCUGUACUUCA
Messenger RNA from Pimephales promelas (fathead minnow), 5539 nucleotides. RefSeq names its product RAB11 family interacting protein 2 (class I) (gene rab11fip2). Gene Ontology annotation, molecular function: small GTPase binding. The record is from RefSeq and is a predicted model, not a curated record. Gene Ontology annotation, cellular component: endosome; phagocytic cup. Gene Ontology annotation, biological process: regulated exocytosis. Lineage: Eukaryota; Metazoa; Chordata; Actinopteri; Cypriniformes; Leuciscidae.